Molecule: messenger RNA, 1335 nt
Organism: Neltuma alba
Lineage: Eukaryota; Viridiplantae; Streptophyta; Magnoliopsida; Fabales; Fabaceae
Product: putative receptor like protein 25
Molecular function (GO): protein binding
Source: RefSeq, a predicted model, not a curated record
AGAACUCUCCCAAUUCCAUUCUUUGAUGUUGAAUUCUUUUCAGUGUCCAACAACAAAUUCAAUGGACACAUUUCUUCCUCAUUUUGCAAUGCAAGCUCACUUGAGAUACUCAUCUUAUCCCACAACAACUUGUCGGGCCACAUCCCAAAGUGCCCUUUUGCUCUCCCAUAUCUUGAGAGUUUAGAUUUGCAGAUGAAUAAUUUUUUUGGAUCUAUACCGGACAAUUUUUCUAGGAGCAGUUAUUUGGAAUCUUUGCAUUUGAACAACAAUCAAUUUGAGGGACGAUUGCCUUUGUCUUUGACCCAUUGCAAGCAAUUACAAAUUUUAGAUGUGGGAGCAAACAAGAUCAAUGACAAAUUUCCUGAUUGGCUUGAACAUAUCAAGGAAUUUAAAGGAAUGAUGAAUGUUGACUUUGUUUCAACCACACUAGAUUACUUGGAAAUCCAUAAUACAUCUUAUCAGUAUCAAGAAUCAGUGAUGGUCACAUUGAAAGGUGUUGAUUUGGAGUUGGUAAAGAUCAUAACUACAUUCACAUCCAUUGAUUUGUCAAAAAACAUGUUUGAUGGACAGAUUCCACAUGUUAUUGGUGAGCUACAUUUACUUAAAGGGCUUAAUCUCUCCCACAACAAAAUCACUGGUCCGAUUCCUCAAUCCAUUGCAAACUUGACCAACCUAGAAUCAUUGAAUUUAUCAUCAAACUUGCUUAAAGGUGAGAUUCCUCUUGCACUAGCAGAUCUCAACUUUCUUGAAGUUUUGAAUCUUUCACAAAAUCAGCUUGUCGGAGAAAUACCAACAGGUAAGCAGUUUGAUACAUUUUCACAAGAUUCUUUUGAGGGAAAUUUAGGACUGUGUGGAUUUCAAUUGUCAAAAGCAUGUAAUCAUGAUGAAGGGAAAUUACCACAACCAACUUCGUCAAGUAAUGACAAAUUUGGAUUUGGUUGGAAACCAGUGGCUUUGGGAUAUGGAUGUGGGAUGGUGUUUGGAAUAUUCAUGGGUCAAGUUAUUUUCUUAACUGGAAAACCUAAAGAGCUUGUCAGAAUUUUUCAAGCCAGGCCUAAGAAACAAGCAAAAAGGACAAGGAAAAGAGCCCAUCAAAAUCAAAGAGUGAAUUAGGCACAAAAUGUGGCUUCGUGUGAUAUAUUGCGUCAUCUUUUUUUCCAUGUUUCCACUAUGGUUAUUAUUUCAUGUUUCUUAAAUAUCUUGUCAGUGAUUGGAAUGUAAUGUACUGUAUAUUUUAAUGAUUGUCUUUCCCUUUUUUUUUAAUGAAUUUCAAGUGAUUUGCCUUCAUUUGUAUGCUAUGUACUAUUUGAUCAUCAUGUGAAUAAAAUUUUCCAC